ACAAAGAGCACGACCAUUAAUUACACAUAUAUGCGUAGUUGGUAUUCAAAGGGUUAAACCAAAACAUUGUGCCUGAUCAGUUCUAACAUUUGUUAGUGUUAAAUUCUCUAGUACCUUCAUGCCUCUACAAUGUAAAUCCUGUAAAUCUGCUAUUGGUCGAAUCUACCGGACAACCCCAAGAGAACUGGACCACUUAAGGAAUAUGUAUUGCUUAGAUGUUGAACACAUAAAAAGCUAUCAGGUUGGUUCAGUGAAUGGGAUGCAGACUGUAACUAGAGAGGAAGUUCUUGACCUUCCAACAGCCAAGACCCUUCAACAGGGAAUUCACAAGAUUGAAAGUGUGAUAAUCAUGCUGUUAGAGAGACUGCGUACGCUGGAGGCAGGACUUGAGAUCAGAACAAAUGACGAAGAUACCAAUGGCAAACUAUUUGCUAGUAAAGCAGUGAACAGUGGCAUAGACUCUCAAGUCGCGGUAAUAGAUAAAUCUCAUGAGAAACCAAGCAAAAAGAAAAGAAAGUAAACAAUCUAUCAGCUUGGUGAGUCAGCCGUGGUACAGUUGCGGAGU
This is a messenger RNA of Orbicella faveolata, 565 nucleotides long. RefSeq names its product protein Mis18-alpha-like. The record is from RefSeq and is a predicted model, not a curated record. NCBI's taxonomy places the organism in Eukaryota, Metazoa, Cnidaria, Anthozoa, Scleractinia, Merulinidae. Gene Ontology annotation, cellular component: chromosome, centromeric region; nucleus; chromatin. Gene Ontology annotation, biological process: CENP-A containing chromatin assembly; chromosome segregation.